Molecule: messenger RNA, 2001 nt
Organism: Caenorhabditis auriculariae
Lineage: Eukaryota; Metazoa; Nematoda; Chromadorea; Rhabditida; Rhabditidae
Source: the annotation of a GenBank genome assembly
AUGGGGCGAUGGCCAGUCCUGCUGGCCGUCCUGGCGGGAGUUGUCACGGCGUUGCCUUUCCUCGGAAAAAAGACUCGCUACGACGAGAAUGAGGCUCGAUCUUUGCUCAACCUAGCGGCAGCCGCCUAUGGCACCUCACAUGACUCCUGCUUUAACAAGUUUUCCAAUCUGAUCAACUCUAGAAAAAGUUUGUACAGGAGUUUUCCGGCCCAUGAGCAGCAUCGACUGUUGGGCGUCAUGCAGCACGAAUGCGACCACCUCGACAGCAUUUGCGAGAGUUACGUGGGUUCGUAUCCUUUCUUUCCACCUCAAAACUGACUAUUUUUCUUCAGUAGUUUCUGAGCCUCUGCAAAAACUCUUUGUCGUUUUCCGCGGAACGAAAACGAAGGUGGCAUUUAGAAAAAAAAUUCGAAUCGAAGGUAUAAUUAUAGACUCAGUUGCUAUUAGAAGGUUGGCAGUCAAUAAAUCCCGGCGUCGACUUUUUCGAUCUUGGAAAUGUAAACUUAAUCAUUUUUUGAAGAGCUCUUGAUUCAGGUUAACAGAUACUUUAUGAACGCUCACCUGGUCUUAUGGCCAGAAAUCGAGCAAAUUAUUGUCGAUCCUAAAUAUAAGGUGACUGACGAAGUCUAUUCUAUCGAAAAGAAGAUCCGACUUUAGAACUUCCCGAUAACAUUCACUGGUCAUUCUCUUGGAGGUGCUCUGGCCACUUUAGCCGCAGCUCGAACAGUUCGCCAAGGCAAGAUAAAUUUAUUAUUAGUUUAUGAAUAUAUGGAAAACUUCCAUUUCGGAGUGAAAAAGAAAUUCGAAAGCUCUCUGAAAAAAUAUCCGAAAAAGUUACUUUUUUCAGGAUACCGAACAGGAGACGAAGUCAAAGUAGUAACGUUUGGCCAGCCACGCGUAGGAAGUCUAGAGUUCGCAAAGAACUUCGACAAAAUGAUCACCUACGCGUUUGUGGAGAAGCUAGAGACAGACGAGAAACCUCAGUUGCAGGUUCCGCGUGGUGUUCCGACGCGACAUCGUGCCGCACAUGCCAGCCUGCCAGAAGAACCGAACUUUCAUCAGCGAGACGGAACACGGGGCCAGGCCGUGCGACGCCGACGCCUUGGACAAACACUACCACCAGGGCACCGAGAUUUGGUUUCAAAGCCUGAAUUAUCCAAAACUAAAGUUUUCUUUUCUAGGUAUCCAGACGCGAUGGACCAUGGAGCUCUUUACAUCGAGUGCACAGGUCUUCCUAAAAACGAGGACUUUUCCUGCUCGGACAAAAUGAAGUUUUAUUACGACCAGACAAAUAGCUACAUUUGGGAUCAUCGACACUAUUUUGGCGUGCGGGUAAUCGAACUGCGAUCGUAUUUUCAAAUACCUAAUGCAUUUCAAGGUUCCCGAAUACGGGAAGACAGGAUGCGACGAGAAAAUGAUUGAAGGAAAGCCUGGAAUUUUCGAGAACGUGGUGAAUAAACUGAAAACUUUGACACGACAUAUUGGUUUGGAGUGACAAGCCGACGAAACCCAAAGCAAAAAUGCUCCUUAACUUACAAAAAACGAAAUCUCUUCAAAUGUUAAAUAAUACGUUGUCUGUACAAAUAAACGACUGUGCUCUAAGUAAAUUGAAGCAUUAGAAAAGCCUCUAUUUUGAGAGCUUUGAAAUGUUGCAAAAUACACAUUAAAAAAAACCUUUUCACCUUAUCGUAUCAACCUGUAAAGCUCACAAAAACCAAAAUCACUCAGUUUUUUUCUUCUAGUUCGUGAAAAAAAAACACAUUGAAUCAGUUUUUCAGAUGUGCUGGUUCAGUCCAAGCCCAAACUGUGAAGAACACAUUUUGGACAAGACAGAAGAGCUGCCGGUUAGGUGAAAAGCUAUUUGAAACAACCUUCUCAAGUUUUCAGGUGGUUCCUUUUGAAAUCAUAAAUAUGCCGCCGCCUGUCGUCCGAUCUGCCGUCUGUUCAUUGACCUUUAUUCAUACAUGUUUUAUCCUCUUGUUCUCUAUAACUAUAUUCUAG